This is a messenger RNA of Morus notabilis, 999 nucleotides long. Its product is annotated as aquaporin SIP1-1. Gene Ontology annotation, biological process: transmembrane transport. The transcript has a single exon. Gene Ontology annotation, cellular component: membrane. Gene Ontology annotation, molecular function: water channel activity. The coding region runs from base 119 to 847 and encodes 242 amino acids. Lineage: Eukaryota; Viridiplantae; Streptophyta; Magnoliopsida; Rosales; Moraceae. The record is from RefSeq and is a predicted model, not a curated record.
UUUGUGCGUUUGUUUCUUUUAGUAGAAAAAACUACUCCAAAGAAAAGAAAACAUAAAACAACGAAUCAGGCAGGCCAUAGACUACAGAGAAAUUCGAAAACAAAACUCACCAAUCAAUAUGGGAGUCACCAAGGACGCCAUGGCAGACGCAGUCCUAACUUCCCUUUGGGUCUUCUCCAUGCCCGUCACCAGAAUCUCAACCUCCGUCUUCCUCACCUCCUACCUGGGAAUUCAAGGAAACUCUCUCUCAGGCCUUUUCGCAAACACCUUGUUCACAUCUCUUCUCCUCAUAAUCUUCAACCUAAUCUCCAGAGCCCUCGGCGGCGCCAGCUUCAACCCCGCCACCUCCGCCGCCUUCUUCGUCGCCGACCGAUCCCCCGGUGCCUCCCUCCUCUCCACCGCCGUCCGGUUCCCGGCGCAGGCCGCUGGCGGAGUCGCCGGCGUCAAGGCGAUCCUGACGCUAGUCCCACAUCGGUUCAGAGACAAGCUCAGAGGACCUUCUCUGAAAGUGGACGUGCACACCGGGGCUUUUGCCGAAGGGGCCUUGACUUUUCUUUUUUGCUUUUCGGUCCUUUUUGUCGUGUUCAGAGGGCCCAAAAGCCCAUUAUUGAAGGUGUGGUUGCUUUCGAAUGUGACUGCUGGGCUGGUUUUUGUCGGGAGUGGGUAUACUGGGCCGUCCAUGAAUCCGGCUAAUGCUUUUGGGUGGGCCUAUGCUAAUGAUAGGCAUAAUUCUUGGGAACAAUUCUAUGUUUAUUGGAUUUGCCCUGUUGUUGGAGCCGUUUUGGCUGCUGGAUUUUUUAGGGUUUUGUUCUCCAAACCGGUGGUGGUGAAGGAGAAGAAAGCUUGAAGAAGGUGUUUGGGUUGAUGUUUAUCCGUCUCUCUCUCUAUCUCUCUCUCUCUCUCUCUCUUUUAUUUAUUUAUUUUUACCAUGAAUUGAUAAAUUCCACUUUGUAAGUAGAUUAAUGAUCUGCGGGAAUAAUAUGGCAAUCGCUUUGUCAA